AUGGGGUCCCAGGUCUCAGUGGAAGAAGUGCGAUCAGUGCAUGUGGUGAUCGUCGGCGGGGGCUUCGGUGGGAUUGCGGUGGCCAGUCAGCUCCAAGCACUGAAUGUCCCCUUUACGCUGGUGGAUAUGAAAGACGCCUUCCACCACAACGUGGCAGCCCUCCGGGCCUCAGUGGAGAGUGGGUUUGCAAAGAAGACAUUCAUUUCCUACUCGGUGACUUUCAAGGACAAUUUCCGGCAGGCCAUGGUGGUCGGAAUCGACUUGAAGAACCGGACAGUCCAGCUGCAGGGAGGUGAGGCGCUGCCCUUCUCACAUCUCGUCCUGGCCACAGGCAGCAGUGGGCCUUUCCCUGGCAAGUUUACUGAGAUUUCCAGCCGGCAGGCCGCCAUCCAGGCCUACGAGAACAUGGUGAGGCAGGUCCAGAGUUCAAAGUUCAUCGUGGUGGUGGGAGGAGGCGCUGCAGGAGUGGAGAUGGCAGCAGAGAUUAAAACAGACUAUCCUGAGAAAGAGGUCACGCUCAUUCACUCCCAAGUCCCCCUCGCUGACAAGGAGCUCCUGCCUUGUGUCCGGCAGGAAGUGAAGGAGAUUCUUCUCCGGAAAGGCGUGAAGCUGCUUCUGAGCGAGCGGGUGAACAACCUGGAGGAACUGCCGCUCAACGAGUACCGGGAGUACAUCAAAGUGCAGACGGACAGAGGCACGGAGGUAGCCACCAACUUGGUGAUCCUCUGCAAUGGCAUCAAGAUCAACAGCUCUGCCUACCGCAGCGCCUUUGAGAGUAAGCUGGCCAGCAAUGGCGCUCUGCGAGUGAAUGAGUACCUGCAGGUGGACGGCUACAGCAACGUCUAUGCCAUUGGGGACUGUGCUGACCUGAAGGAGCCCAAGAUGGCCUACCUCGCUGGCCUGCAUGCUAACAUCGCCACGGCCAACAUUGUCAACUCCAUGAAACGGAGGCCCCUCAAGGCCUACAAACCUGGUGGAUUGACGUUCCUUCUGUCCAUGGGGAGAAAUGAUGGCGUUGGACAGAUUAGUGGUUUCUAUGUGGGUCGGCUUAUGGUCCGGCUGGCCAAGAGCCGGGACCUGUUCAUCUCCACGAGCUGGAAAACCAUGAGACAGUCCCCACCCUAA
This is a messenger RNA of Elephantulus edwardii (Cape elephant shrew), 1125 nucleotides long. It is a transcript of the gene AIFM2, whose product is annotated as apoptosis-inducing factor, mitochondrion-associated, 2. Gene Ontology annotation, cellular component: cytoplasm; mitochondrion. Lineage: Eukaryota; Metazoa; Chordata; Mammalia; Macroscelidea; Macroscelididae. Gene Ontology annotation, molecular function: electron-transferring-flavoprotein dehydrogenase activity; flavin adenine dinucleotide binding. The coding region runs from base 1 to 1125 and encodes 374 amino acids. The record is from RefSeq and is a predicted model, not a curated record. The transcript has 8 exons. Gene Ontology annotation, biological process: apoptotic mitochondrial changes; positive regulation of apoptotic process.